Pterocles gutturalis (yellow-throated sandgrouse) is the source of this 1269-nucleotide messenger RNA. RefSeq names its product potassium channel, subfamily K, member 5 (gene KCNK5). Gene Ontology annotation, cellular component: membrane. Gene Ontology annotation, biological process: stabilization of membrane potential; potassium ion transmembrane transport. The transcript is spliced from 4 exons. The record is from RefSeq and is a predicted model, not a curated record. Gene Ontology annotation, molecular function: potassium ion leak channel activity. The annotation marks the transcript as partial. Lineage: Eukaryota; Metazoa; Chordata; Aves; Pterocliformes; Pteroclidae.
GUUGUGUCAAAUGCUGCUGGACAGGGGGUUGCCAUCACUGGGAAUAAUACUUUCAACAACUGGAAUUGGCCUAAUGCUGUGAUCUUUGCUGCUACUGUGAUCACUACAAUCGGUUACGGAAAUGUUUCUCCAAAGACACCCUCUGGGCGUCUCUUCUGCAUAUUUUAUGGGCUCUUUGGAGUUCCUCUCUGCUUGACAUGGAUCAGUGCUCUGGGGAAGUUCUUUGGAGGACGUGCCAAGAGGCUGGGCCAGUUUCUGACGAAAAGAGGAGUAAGCCUGAGGAAAGCACAAAUUACGUGCACAGCUAUUUUCAUUGUUUGGGGUGUCUUGGUCCAUCUGGUUAUUCCUCCUUUUGUCUUUAUGGUGACUGAAGGAUGGGAUUACAUUGAAGGCCUCUAUUUCUCCUUCAUCACUAUCACCACCAUAGGAUUUGGAGAUUUUGUUGCUGGUGUAAAUCCAGAUGCAAACUAUCACGCCCUUUACAGAUAUUUUGUGGAGUUAUGGAUCUAUCUGGGACUAGCUUGGCUUUCACUCUUUGUUAACUGGAAGGUCAGUAUGUUUGUGGAAGUCCACAAAGCAAUCAAGAAACGGAGGAAAAAAAGAAAAGAGUCAUUUGACAACCAUCCUCGGUCUAAAAAGCCCCUUCAAAUGGGUACCUCAAAGGAUGUGAACAUUUUUAGCUUCCUUUCAAAGAAGGAAGAGACCUACAAUGAUCUUAUUAAGCAAAUUGGGAAGAAGGCCUUGAAGACAAACAAUGACAAAAUAAUUAAAGUAGAAAAUGCCAAACAAAAUAUGCAGAAUGCUUGUAUAGAUGCCCAAGUGACUUACACAAAGACAGAGUCAUUUGAGUACGAUGAGGCUUCCCUGGACAUUCAAAAUGGUCAUGUACUGAGACCCCUGCAUGAUAAACGCAUCGGAGACAGCCCUCUAGAAGGAACCAUGUUCGUAAACCAGCUGGACAGGAUUAGUGAAGAAGAAGGUGAAGUGUGGGACUCCAGAGACUAUCGACCCUUAAUAUUUGAGAAUGCCAAUAUAACAUUUGUAAAUGAAGAUGAUGAUGAAGAGGAAGGUAUCUCAGAUGAUGAGGAAACGUCAAAAUCCUCCAUGGAUGAUAAUCUCGCAGAGGAACCUGAAACUGCAAAAAAACUGGUAAAAUUCCCAUCCUCUGAUGAAUCUACCUUUACCAAUAACGAGCUAGAACUUUCUGUGCCUUAUGAACAACUGAUGAAUGAAUAUAAUACAGUAAGCAAUGUGAAGGCUGCCACGUGA